AUGUUGUGCUCAAGAAAUACGAUUCAUUCCAUAAUUGUGAAAUACAAAAAAACCAAAUGCAUCGGAAAUAUUUUGGAUCGUGGGCGAAAACGAAAAACAACAAUACAUGUUGACAAAGCUAUUCAAGGCAAAAUUAAAGUGGAUCGGCGAAAAUCGGCACCAACUGUAAGACAAGAAAUUGAGCAAGAACUUGGUGUAUUAAUAUCCAAUCAAACAGUCCGUCGUCGUCUUCAUGAAAUUGGAUUUUAUGGCCGUGUUGCAAGGAAAAAAUUAUAUGUGAACAAGGCAAACCGACUUAAACGUUUAAAAUAUGUCAAAAUGCAUGAAGACAAGGACAUGGAAUUCUGGAAAACUGUUUUAUGGUCCGACGAAUCAAAAUUUAAUUUGUUUGGCAGUGAUGGAAAGGUAAUGGUAUGGCGGUCACCGAAAGAAGAGUUUAAUCCAGCAUGUACAGUACCAACAGUAAAACAUGGAGGAGGUAAUGUGAAAGUUUGGGGAUGUUUUGCUUGGAAUGGAGUGGGAAAUCUGGCUUUUAUUGAUGGCAAUAUGACGGGUGAAAUGAAAUCAAAUGGUGUUCCAACAGGACAAUGA
Rotaria sp. Silwood1 is the source of this 591-nucleotide messenger RNA. Lineage: Eukaryota; Metazoa; Rotifera; Eurotatoria; Philodinida; Philodinidae. The record is from the annotation of a GenBank genome assembly.